Molecule: messenger RNA, 306 nt
Organism: Geodia barretti
Lineage: Eukaryota; Metazoa; Porifera; Demospongiae; Tetractinellida; Geodiidae
Source: the annotation of a GenBank genome assembly
UAAAUAAGGCAUACACGCAAGUAUUCUCUACCGCCUUUGUCGUGCCCGCAAAACGCCGCGUCUCUUCUUCGAUCCUCUUCCUAACUCACACCGAGCAGUUCGUGUUGGUGCCCAGAGAUGGCUACUGGAGGCAGGGAACAGGUCUGGACGUGGAAGAAACCACUCCCUCCAAGUAAAACUGCACUCAGGAAGGUCUUUGAGAACACCAGUAACCUCAGUGACCUCUGCGGCUGGCUCUCCAUCCCUUCAGAUGUUGACAGUGCAGUAGAGUACUAUGUACAGAGUACAGAUCCAAUGAAAAUUAGA